AUGGCACAGGCUAAUCAGAGAAAGCUGUCCAAGUUGUCCGCGGAAGAAACCCGCUACAUUAUCAAUCAUGUGUUCCUUCCACCGCAGUUACCUCAUGAGAAUGAUUACGAUGUGAAGAAUGAAGAAGCCUUACUAAAAGCAGCCCUUCAAAGUCUGAAUACGUUUAGAGAAUAUGUACAAGGAGACGAAGCCAACGCUGUGGAAUCAGUCAUCACUACGAUGGAACAUCUACAUCGUAACCACGAUUACAUCGGAAGUAAAUCAUCAACUGACGAAAAAAGGCUUCUCGGGGCCUUUUGCCUCCUUAACCGGAAAGGUGGGACGGUUGCAUGUCAUAUUCAAGCUCAGAACUGUGGUAUAUUGUUCUCGAGAUUGGAUGCGUCUGUUCAAGUCGAGGUGUUUGAACUAUCUCCCUCUAACCAGGCUGUCAUUUCAACAGAAGGGAGACUACGUCGGCUCUUCCCCGGCGCAGCUGUGUCUAUCCCGUUGUCUGUUUUCCAAACACGCGAGUUCCAAGAUACAGUAGCUUACACCUUGAUAAAAAUGACCCACCAGUCGGCCCCUGAUACUCAACCACAAGUCAGAAAGGACAACAAGAUGCACGAUGAAGAUCGAGAUACCACACACCCGAAGAUAAUCACUGAACUCUUCUUUGCGUUCUUAUUAUCUAUGGGCAAUGAAGUAGAGGUUACGAAAAUCUGGAAGAAUACUCGCGAAGAAGUAUUCUGGCAAGAUGCCAAACUACCGUGGCAUAGGUCGGCUUUAUGGCUACUUAUCCGUGUCGUCUUACAACUCCUAUUCACACGAUCUGCUAGUCUAUCGACAUGCCCAGAACAUCUAUACAAAACCUUCAUGAUAUAUUUCAUGGCACAAGUUCUUGCGCAAGGGCAAGAAAGCCUUUCGAGCGACCUACUAGUGGCUAUGAGUGCCAAAAUCUCCAGACGCUAUCAUAAGAUUGUCGGAUCUAUCCCCGGACCUGCCGCCGAAUUCGUAAAUUCAACUCUAUCAUCAACGGAUCAGAUUAUUCGUGACCGAUGGUCGCGGAUCCGAGAAGAAAAUAUGGUUCCUAACAACCUAGAGGACCUUCAAGGUCUUAACUUUGAUCAAGAUACUCACAUGUCGCUCUCGAGACUUGUCGAUUUUAUCCACGGUAUAGGGGGCCGUGGAAAAAGUAAUCAACCCAUUGCCUUUCAGUUGAGCUGCCCUCUUAUCGACUAUAGUUCUCAAGUGCCUCCAGUUCCAUCAUCGACAAAGAACGUGUAUGUGAUGUACGAAUUGGCAUUAUUCGAGUCGUGGGUUGCUUCAAACCUCCAAAGUUGGUUAGGGGCCAACGAAGAGUGUCAUGAUGCUACUGGCAUUCUGAGAGAAUUUAUUGAGAAUUACUACAGAGUUGCCUUCUCGUGUUACGAAGGUAACCCCGAGCUAAGCUCCAUCAUGAUCCUUACUAUACUCGACCUCUGGGUUGCAUCCGACAAGUCAGCAAUACGAAAUUGCAAGUUACUGAAAAAGUAUAAGCCGGGAAUCCCUUUGGACAUGUUAGAGAAUUUGAAUUUGCCAACAAGAAGCCAAAUGAUAAGGCUCUGUGACAUUGAAAAAUAUUUAAUCGAUCGGAGAUCCCAGGCCCCGUUCCCUUACGAAGCACUCAACGACUUUGGCAGUAGAAAUUGCUUUUCCGUACAGUUUUUCAACCAAUCUGUUAAACAUGAGGAGCUCCGCGCUUCCAUUGUCAAGAAAGCACACCAGGACAGGGAAGCAAAGCGGAAAGAAUUUCAGCGGAAAAAAGACCAGUACGACGAUCUCAUACAGAAGUUGGAUGAGAUUGAACAUGAUACUAUUACGAGGAUCGAUUCGAUCACAGGCGAUCAUUCUGAGCAUUGCACCAAUAACUGUCUUAAAUGCGACAUCCCUCGGCAGGCAAAGCAGAUAAAAAUAGGAAUACAUGAGUGGCCACUGCCUAGAAAUGAGCUUCAAGAAAAGUCGACUGUAUUCGAGCUUGAUGUUCCCUGCUCAUUCCGUCAGUGGCGUGACACUACGGUGUUCGUCCUUUACGACAUCCUGAAGCUAAAGUACCUAGUGGAAGAGAAACCAGUAGCAAACUACAGGUUAGCCGAUUACUUACCAAGCUACUUCCGUGGAUUCGAUUCAAGGCAGCGGGUAAUACUACUAUCUGGUGUUAAGCCUCAUACAGGAACCCAUCGCCGUAUGAAAGCUAUUGCUACCAUGACUGUGGAUGAUGUAUGUCUCGAGAAUGGACUGCGUCUGAGAUAUUAUGAUAAAUCGACCGGUUUCUUCACCACUUCGCUUAUGUCUACAGACGACAUUGCCGAACUAUGCACGUACUCAUUACCGAAGAGGCCAACGGACAAGAUAUCACCAAUACAACCAUUUAUUAAUCGGACACCAUUAGAACCUGCCGGCCCACCACCGAACAAGGUCAUAGCCACCCAGUCAACCUGUCCUACCGAACUUUCUCUAGAAGAGUACAAGGCGCUUGCGUCUCUUCCGUUAGGCUUCCUGCUUCAAUGGCAAAACAUCUUAUUACAACUUGCGUCACCAAGCAUAGACUUCAGGAAGGAAGAGACUGCUUUGGUUAUCUUGCAGUGCAUCUUCCAAGUUGGACCCCGCGACGGACAUAAUGUGCUUAGGAGUAGUCAUAAAACCCUCGUCGAUGCGCAGUUUUCCCAUGCCUUACUAGACAGCCUGGACAAAGCAUUGCUUAGGGUUAGAGAGAAUUGGCAAUCAUUUCAAGGGCAUGGAAUUUUCGUUUCUAUAGCUAGACGUCUGCUUUCACUGACGUCUUCGCAAAAUGAGAAAGACAAGUGCCUUACUUUUUUGGCUGAUAUUCGCAAGAUCACUUCGGGAUGGAUCCACGACUUGGAGGACAAAAUUCAAGGCGCUACGGAUGACGACAUUAAGGAGGAGCUGCGAUACAGAUUGGUGAAGAUAACACUGAUAUGUGCGGACACGUUUAACGUCGAAGAGGAACAUCUCCGUAGCCUUUUGGCCGCGCCCGAUUCCGCCUGCACUAUGAUACGGUGUAGCAUUGUUAUCAAUGAAGGACUAAACUGCAUUCCAAGUAAAGCAGAUGAGUGGACUUCUAUUAUGCAUCGAAGAUGGGAGCGGCUUGCGUAUCGAGCAUUUAAUAUUCUCGCAGAUGAAAUAAUAACAAAGAGCAGCCCAGCGUUAGACGAUGCUAUCAAGAAGACUUGGUCUGAUUUCCCUGCGGCGGGGAAGUGGGAAAUCCAGAAGAAGCCGUACAAUCAUUGGAUUGUUAACCGGUCAACACUUAAUAAUGGAGACAACGAUUUGUACGUUGUCUUCAGUCUAUUAACCGGCGAGCUCUUCGUCAAUGGGUCCCCUCUAGGUCGACUGCCUCGAGAGUAUGAGAAACACUACAUGUAUUCUGUGUUGUUCGGAAAGUCAAUUCUAGAAGUUGUCCCGAGUUCAGUCCCUGGGAUGCGAUUCAGUUCCAAGAAAAUGUUCAACGAACACAGCCUAAAUUUUGGCUUGGACAACUCGGCCGAAACCCUCCUUAUUCGGGCGGUUGCCAAUAAUCAAACAUUUGAACUAGUCCCCCGAACUGUCCUCCAGAACUUAUUUCCAAUAAUGUUCGUUGAUAACUUCGUUCAUUGGUAUAACGAAGCUGGUGGCUACGUUGAGUUCUGCCCCCAGGAGCUUCCGUGGACUCACUCGGAGGACAAUUGGAGAUUGGUACGCUCGGACACUGCAAACCACUGUUGGCGGCUAUGUAAAGGCAGUAAGUUCCUUGUCGACAUCAACAGCCAUACAGCGAAGAAAAUCUUCAAAACAAACUUGAACCGUCUUGAAGAGCAUGCCUGGACGCAUAUCAUUCUUCAGGGUCAUUCUGUGGAUAUUGAAUUCCCUAGGUUAAAACUAGGGUUUCACUUGAAGCAGGGAGACAGUUCAAUAUAUUCUCACCAAUUCCGUGGAAUGUCGGUGGAUGAGGACCAGUCUAUUGGAACCUUGAUUGGCCUCCAAAGUAUGCUUGUGCUGAAAGGCGACAACGGCCGAGUUCGACGCAAAGCCCUCAUCCCAAAUGGAAAUAUAGUAUUCUAUAAGCAUGGGCAACAUGUCCAUGUUAAUAUUGAAAGGCAGUCUUCUACGAAAGCUUACGUUUACGAGGUUGACGGCUUAAUCGGCAGACUCGCUAACAAUGGAAGUCUACAAGGCAGGUUACUCUUGUCGUACCUCCACGCACUUACCUCUUUUCCCUUACCGGAUCCCUUGACGGGGAAAACAGGGACUGAAGAAGCACUAUCCAUCUUGAACUCUGCCGCCGUGAGGUCUUUCAUAAAGUUGACAGAAGAAAACCUUGAGUUACUGAAGAAGAUCGCCCUGCUUACUCCGGCGCGAUACUAUUACCCAGCUAACGAACGGGAAAUGCAAACCGUGGUAUGGAACCCACUACUUGAUUUCCUAGCCCAGCAUAACGGAUUUUAUCAAACUGUGCGCUCGAUAUUUGACCAAGCUAAUACAUCGAAAUUUUUCCACCCGGAAUCUUAUGUUUCCCCACCAAUUCUACAUCAGGUUGAGCAGAGCCUUCUACGCCGUGAUACUAUUCGUUCAUCUACAUUCCGCGUCUCGGGCUUUGGUGCUGAGGACCAUACUACAUCCUCGGAUGUGGUCUAUCGAAGCAGAGACAACAACCAGUCUUCCGAAAAGGCGUCCCGGGCUCGUAUUAUAUCCAAAAUUAUAUUCCGAGAGCGCUUCGCCCUGAACGAGAAGACCGUGGCAGACCUAGGAAAAUAUAUCUGGGAAUUCCUUUCUGGAUAUGAUGUGCUUGGACCCAGGACUAUUUACUCUUCCUUUCCGGAGAUUCAAGCAAACUACGAUUCUACAUUGCUUAUUGGUUCUACCGAGUUCAUCGCCAAACACUGGAUUCAAAUCUACCAGUUGUUGAGCGACAGAGCAACUGAACAUAACAAGUUCAAAGUCAUGUUCUGGCUCUCUACGAUUUCAUUCGAUAAGGAUGCCGACAUGACAAUCCUUCAGAUUUUGGCAUCCUUCUUUACAGUUCCCGGAACAGCUCUUAGUCCACCUACAGCUGACAUUUUUCGGCUGUCUCUUGGCUCUUGCGUCUCCGGUUCACAUCUGUACAGCGUUAUUACCGAUUCAUACCGUCCAUUUCACGAAAGUCCGGAAGCUGAUCUAUCUUCGCCUGCAUGGGAGAGCUGGUCCGCUUUUAGGGCCCGACAGUCUCAGACAUUUCAGAAAAAUAGAAAUGAAGCAGCCAGAACUUUCCGUGAUAAACUAAUAACUCAAUGGCCCUGUGAGCGUCCGACUUCCCCAUACCGUGCGGGUUCAGUGGAAUGGUGGAAAUACAUAAAUGUGGAUUUAGCUAUGAGUAGAGUAACGGAAUUAUUCAAGCCACGCUAUCACAACCAUCUUCUUGAGAAUUAUCUCAACCAGAUCGGCGGUAGGAUUCCACGGGAUGUCAUUCCGAUUAGCAUUUCUCGAUUCUCUCCAACUAUCCCCCCUUGGAACUGUACGAGAAGGCCUGGUUUUACCAGCAACGACGAAAUAUUCAACCCCCCAGCUCCUCUUAUGUUACCAUAUACUGUGGAUAAUAUGACACACAACAUAUCCCUGACUAAUGGUAACAGUAACGAAGCACCGCGGCUUCCCUUUUUGCUGUCGAGGUUAGAUAAACAAGUGCAAUCUGGAUACGACAGACGUUACGUGUCAGACCUCAAGACUAGCACGGAGUCACUACAGGGCUGGAGGAAGGAGUACCGCCUGACGAAAGGUAUGCAAGAACUUGAACAACUUCUUGCUCACCAUCGCGAUAGUUGCCAAGAGGUAGUUGAUAAGACUUAUGAGGCCAUAAAAGAAGCUGUCAAAUCCAACCAAGGAGGCGAACAGAAUACUUUUCGAACUCUCUUAGCCUCAAUCCACCAAUGGCCAAGGCUAUCACCAAGCUUCUUCUUGCAACGUCUCUGUCGUAGCAAGUGGCAGAAGCUAUCGGAAGACUGGAAAAGUUGCAUAGUUUAUUACGGCAUAACCAUUUCUCGGCUGCAGAGAGCAGACCGUUUGCUAAGGGCAGUUCACAAUCCUUCCGUCCUUAUAAGCGAACUGAGAAAUCCCGGCCACACCAACUGGCGACCACAAGAUCAGCCAGAGUCUCUGCUCUUGGAAAUAGAGGGCGACCUUAUGAUCCGUCCAGUUCAGGAGCAAAUAGCCAAUAAUAUGAGGAGCCCCGAAGGGGGUAGGAAUGCCGUCAUGCAGUUAAACAUGGGAGAAGGGAAGUCAUCUGUCAUCGUACCCAUGGUCGCAACAGCGCUCGCAGAUGGUUCUCGUUUAGUCCGGGUAAUCGUUGGAAAACCGCAGUCGAGGCAGAUGUACCAAAUGCUUAUAUCCAAGCUUGGGGGUUUACUAGACCGACAGAUCUAUCACCUACCAUUCUCUCGCGCCGUUAAAGUCGAAGAAACCGAGAUACUGGCGAUGCGAAAUAUGUUUGAAACCUGUAAGAGCAAUGGGGGUAUAUUCUUAAUGCAACCCGAGCACAUCCUGUCAUUCAAGCUUAUGGGUAUCGAGUGUAUCCUAACGGGAAAGGAAGAGAUCGGUCGUACUUUGGUACAAAGUCAAGAAUACCUCAAUAAGAAUACUCGCGAUAUCGUCGACGAGAGCGAUGAAAAUUUUAGCGUCAAAUUCGAGUUGGUCUAUACCAUGGGCACACAACGUCCAACUGAAUAUAGCCCCGAAAGAUGGGUAUGCAUUCAUCAGGUCCUGGAGGUAGUUAGAGAAGUCGUCUUGGAAGUUCGCUCCGACCUCUCCGGUGCACUCGAGGUCCAUUCUCAGUAUCCUGGGUGUUUCCCACGUACUCGCAUUUUACAGCUGGAUGCCGCCGACCAGAUUCUCUCUCGGGUUACGGAGCGUAUUUGUGCAACGGGCAUCAACGGCUUCCCCAUCACAAGACAACAGGAACAUGUCCGCCAAGCAAUAAUCAGAUACAUUACCGAGGUCCAACCUGCUCCUACUGACAUUGCGCUCGUCGAAGACCCUAGCCUUAAGGGAUUCUGGACGCGUGCUAGCCAAACUUUACUCCUAUUGCGAGGUCUUAUAGCCGGAGGCGUACUGGGCUUCGCCUUCGGGCAUAAGCGGUGGAGAGUUGACUAUGGCCUUGACUCAAACAGACAACCAAGCACUAAACUCGCGGUGCCAUAUAGAGCUAAAGAUAACCCCUCGCUGCGGUCUGAAUUCAGUCAUCCGGAUGUUGUUAUCAUCCUCACAUCUUUGAGUUAUUACUACGGCGGCCUCGAAUACCAAGACCUAUUGCAAACUUUCGAACACCUCCUUAGGUCUGACCAGGCCGACCAAGAGUUUGGGGUAUGGGUAAAGGACGCAGAUAAUCUCCCCAAUACCUUCAAAACCCUGGUUGGCAUUAAUCUCGAAGAUGUAGAAUGUACGCAAUCCCUAUUUAACUCUUUCCGGCAUGCCAAAGGCGUCAUAGACUACUUCCUAGCGCACAUAGUCUUCCCAAAGGAAAUGAAGGAGUUUUCACACAGGCUUUCGGCUUCGGGUUGGGAUAUAGGAGAAGUCAAGACUCAUCCAACGACGGGGUUCAGCGGCACAAACGACUCUCGCCAGGUACUACCAUAUGAUGUCGAGCAGCUAGACCUUGAGGAUCAGAAGCACACAAACGCAUUGGUUCUAGAGAAUUUGCUCCAUCCUAAGAACUCCGUUACGCUCCUUCCGCCACGCCAGGAAAGCGAGAAUUCAGUCGCUGAGGUACUGUUGAAUGUUAUCACAAAGCUCGAUCCACCAACGCGAGUCAUACUAGACGUGGGAGCUCAGAUACUUGAGCUAAAUAACUUUGAAGUAGCGAAAACAUGGUUGCAUAAGACCUCGGAUGACACUACAAUUCAAGCAGCCAUCUUUGUUGACGACCAUGACGAACUUCAUGUCCUAGACAGAAAGGGACACUCCGAGCCUCUUCAUACGUCACCGUUCGUGUCACAGCUGGAUGUUUGUGUUGUUUUCUUAGAUGAGGCGCACACGAGAGGCACUGACCUGAAGUUGCCAAGGGAUUACCGUGCAGCUGUCACGUUGGGAGCAAAUUUAACGAAAGAUAGGCUGGUACAAGCUUGUAUGCGGAUGAGAAUGCUAGCGGAGGGGCAGUCGGUGGUAUUUUGCGUCCCUGACGAAGUCCAAAGAAAAAUCCGGGCACAUAGGGCUGAUAUCGGACUUCCUGCCGACCAGGAUAUUUCAGUCUUGGAUAUUCUAGCCUGGUCGAUCGGCGAGACUUGGAAAGACAUUCAUAGGAGUAUGGCAUUGUGGGCAAAUCAGGGCCGGCGCAACGAAACCCAUAGGAAAAUAUGGGCAGAGACCCGUUCUAGCGGCAAGGUCAAUCUUACCAAAGACCUCGCCGAGAAAUAUCUUGAAGAGGAGGCGAAGACGCUGGAGUACAGGUACCGACCUCGCCCCGACAGUGAUAUAAUCAUGCCUUCGAAAGUGAUGGGCACGGACCCGAUCUCUUUACGAUGUAAUGAGUUCAAAAAUCUAAAGCUUAACUCGGCCGAGCUUCAAGAAGAGGAAGAACGCGAGCUGUCGCCGGAGAUUGAGCAAGAACGGCAGGAUCAGAGACCUCCCGCAGCAGAACCAGCUAUUCAUACGAUCCACGAAGGUGUCAAAGAAUUCAUUGCCUCUGGCAUGAUCACCAAGGGGUCUAAGGGAUACAUGCCUGCAUUUUUAGCCCUGCGCAAUACUUCGGCAGGGGCUUGUUUCGACGUGUCCCAGUUCCGUCCUAGGUUACUUGUCUCGAACGAUUUCGCGAACACUAUUAAACGACGCGGCGCCUCGGAUCAAUUAGAUUCGUACCAACGAGCUAUUCAAUGGAUUUUAACGGGGGCACCUCCUAGCGAUGAGGACUCUGCUAAAACGCUCGUCAAGCACAUGAUGGUCAUUAGCCCAUACGAGGCAAAUGCUAUGUUACCGAUGAUAAUGGAAUCUAAAGCUGUUGCCUUACAUCUAUAUGCACCCAGGGCAAAUCUGGGCUAUUGCGAGCUCGACAAGCUUGACUUAUACACGGUACCCGAGAGGCUGUCGUCGCGCAAGGUGCCCCAAAGGCUUAUCACGGAACUGAAUCUGUUCGCCGGACAGCUCUACUUUGGCUCGUAUGAGCAAUACGUGGACGCGUGUCGGUUCCUGGGCAUUAGCUACAGUACGCCCGGCAAAGGGGAAGAGAUUACCGCCGACGGAUUUAUAGCUAAAGACAGCAAGGGCAGGGUUGGUGGAGAGUCAGGCCUGAAGAGCAGCCCAGUGGCGUUUUUCAAGAUCCUCCACACGAAGAUCCGACGUAACUGCGAGAGCAUCGAGAAGACACAUAUGGGAAAACUGCUGGACAACCAGCUGCUUAGGCCAUCGGAUUUUGAGGAACAGUAG
This is a messenger RNA of Daldinia vernicosa, 9402 nucleotides long. RefSeq lists its product as uncharacterized. The record is from RefSeq and is a predicted model, not a curated record. Bases 1 to 9402 code for a protein of 3133 amino acids. The transcript has 4 exons. NCBI's taxonomy places the organism in Eukaryota, Fungi, Ascomycota, Sordariomycetes, Xylariales, Hypoxylaceae.